Spirodela intermedia is the source of this 1204-nucleotide messenger RNA. Lineage: Eukaryota; Viridiplantae; Streptophyta; Magnoliopsida; Alismatales; Araceae. The record is from the annotation of a GenBank genome assembly.
AUGGGGGGAAGAGAGGAUGCUCCAGGGCGCAAUGGGGAGGAGAUCGCCAUCCAUCUCGGGGACGGGGGAGCUAAUCUGGCGGGGUUCAGCCAGGAAGAGAAAGCCCACGACGAGAGCUCCCGCGGCCGCAGGAGGAUCUGCUGCUGCAUCUCCAUUCCUCUCAUGCAGAAGGUGGGAGGGAGAUCUGCCCUAACCAAACGUCUUCUCUUUUUUUCCGUGGUCGUCGCUAACGAUUCUCUCCAGAUCAUCGCCGAGAUCUUUGGGACGUACUUCGUCGUCUUCGCAGGCUGCGGAUCAGUGACUGUCAACCUCAGCAAGGGGACAAUCACCUUCCCCGGCAUCUCCAUCGUCUGGGGCCUGGUGGUCAUGGUCAUGGUCUACUCCGUCGGCCACAUCUCUGGCGCCCACUUCAAUCCCGCCGUCACCAUUGCCUUCGCCACCUGCGGGCGCUUCCCCUGGAGAGAGGUACGGCUGCCCGUCUUCUUCCUCUCCGGCCGGCGGUCUGCGAUCUUCAUCUCCCGGAGGUCUAAUCUCUCGGACGGCACUCCGCCAGGUUCCGGCGUACAUCUCCGCCCAGGUGGUCGGGUCGACCCUCGCCAGCGGAACCCUGUGGCUCCUCUUCGGGGGGAAACACGAGCACUUCCCGGGGACUAUCCCGCAGGGAUCCAACGUGCAGUCUUUCGCCCUGGAGUUCAUCAUCACCUUCUACCUCAUGUUCGUCAUCUCCGGCGUCGCCACCGACAACCGAGCGGUGAGUGCCCCCCCGCCGCCUCCAUGGAUUCCGGCCAACUGUGCUUACCCGAGCUUCCUUACUGACCAUGGCACAGAUCGGCGAGCUCGCGGGGUUGGCGGUCGGGGCCACAGUGCUGAUCAACGUACUCUUCGCAGGGUGGGUAAUCCAUGGGGAUCGCCCAUGAAACCAGAGACUGUUCGUCUUCAUCUUCUUCUUUCUCACGUCGAUCUGCGCAGGCCGAUCUCGGGGGCGUCGAUGAACCCAGCGAGGUCGCUGGGGCCGGCGAUCGUCGGGAACCGGUACGAGGCGAUUUGGGUCUACGUUGUAGGGCCGAUUGGUGGGGCCGUGGGGGGAGCCUGGGCGUACAAUCUCGUCCGCUUCACCGACAGGCCCCUGAGGGAGAUCUACAAGAGCGGCUCCUUUCUGAGGAGCCUCGGGAAGAACACCUCAGCCUCCGCCGCCACCACCUGA